Messenger RNA from Ascoidea rubescens DSM 1968, 2161 nucleotides. RefSeq lists its product as uncharacterized. Bases 352 to 2106 code for a protein of 584 amino acids. NCBI's taxonomy places the organism in Eukaryota, Fungi, Ascomycota, Saccharomycetes, Ascoideales, Ascoideaceae. The transcript has a single exon. Gene Ontology annotation, biological process: amino acid transmembrane transport. Gene Ontology annotation, molecular function: amino acid transmembrane transporter activity. Gene Ontology annotation, cellular component: membrane. The record is from RefSeq and is a predicted model, not a curated record.
CCCCCCCCCCAAUUAUAUCACAAAUAAUAUAUGUUUGAGUUUUAAUCAAAACAAAAAAAACAAAAAACUGUGGUUUAUUCUUUUGUAUUAUAGUUAAAUUUGAAUGGAUUAUUUCUUGAAUAAAUAGAAAAAACUUAAUAAAGCAAGAAAAAAAAAGUAAAGCAAAAAAGUCAUAAUAAGGCAAUAAAACAUGAUAAUUUAUUCGAUUUAACUUAAUAAUAGAUAUUCACGAUUUAUUCAAUAUAAAUACAUAUAAUGUUUCACUUGAUUUCAUCUUUUAAAAUAACUAAUGUUAUAUGAUCAGAUUAAUUCAAAAUAUCUUUUCUUUAUGUUCUAUAAAACAAAUAAGUAAUGACUUCGAAUAUUAAAAAUUUUGGAAAGUUUCUUAAAAAUAAUUUUACUGUUGAAAAACAAAAGGUCAAUAGUAAUUUAAAUAAAAUAACUGUCGUUUCCAAAACGGGAGAAAAUAAUAAUCAACUAUCUCAAUAUAAUGAAGAAUCAUCAUUAAACAUUUCCAAUUCGGGUUUCGUACCAGUUACAUCGACAAAAAGAAAAUUAGAAAACCGUCAUAUUCAGUUAAUUGGUAUUGGAGGAGCAGUUGGUAUCGCCAUUUAUCUUGGUAUUGGAAAGGGUCUUUAUAUCGCUGGCCCAUUAUCUUUAUUUCUUGCAAUGGUAAUUUGGUGUUUUCCAAUCUGUUUUAUAACGGUCUCAACAGCUGAAAUGGUUUGCUAUUUACCUAUUUCAUCUCCAUUCAUUAGAUUGGCAGGAAGAUGUGUUGACGAUGCCUUUGAAUUUAUGGCUGGUUGGAAUUUUUGGUUUUUAGAGUGUUCUAUGAUUCCAUUUGAAAUAACUGCUGCUAACAGUAUUGUUCAUUAUUGGAGAGAUGAUUACUCAGCUGCAAUUCCUUUAGUCAUUCAAGCUGUUUUAUAUUUUUUGAUCAACGUAUUUGCAGUUAGAUAUUAUGGUGAAACUGAAUUUUGGUUUUCUCUAGGUAAAGUUAUUUUAAUUCUUCUUUUAAUUGCUUUCACUUUUGUUACCAUGUGUGGUGGUAAUCCCAUCCAUGAUGCUUUUGGUUUUAGAUAUUGGACAAAACCUGCUCUUAUGAAUGAAUUUUAUAAAACUGGAAAUCUCGGUAGAUUUUUAGGUUACUUGGCGGCUGCAAUUAGAUGUUGUUUUAUUGUCGCUGGCCCAGAGUAUGUCUCAAUGGCAGCAGGAGAAACAAUAAACCCAAGAGUCACUCUUAAAAAGGCUUUUAAACAAGUCUUUUAUAGAUUAACUUUUUUCUUUGUUGUUGGAACAUUUUGUGUGUGUACUAUCGUUUCAUCAAGAGAUCCAAUUUUAGUAGGAGCUAUUACAGAAGCCAAACCUGGUGCUGGAGCCUCUCCAUAUGUCGUUGCUAUGCAAAAUAUGAAAGUCAAAGUAUUGCCAGAUAUUGUUAAUGUUGGUUUGAUUCUUGCAGCCUUUUCAGCUGGUAACUCUUAUACUUAUUGUUCUUCUCGUUCAUUAUAUGGUAUGGCAUUAGAUGGAAAAGCUCCAAGAUUUUUGAGUCAUUGUACUAAGACUGGCGUGCCAAUUUAUUGUGUAUUGAUCUCUUUAUCUUGGGCAUUAUUAUCCUUCUUGCAAUUGGGAGAAAAUUCAGCAACUGUUUUAGACUGGAUUAUUAAUUUGGUAACAGCAUCACAAUUGAUUAAUUUUUGUGUUUUAAGUACCACUUAUAUCUUUUUCUAUAAAGCAGUUAUUGCACAAGGCAUUGAUAGAAAUGCUUUUACUUUUAAAGGUUGGUUUCAGCCAUAUUUAGCAUAUCUUGGAUUGUCAGCAACAUUUACUAUGGUAUUUGUUAGUGGUUAUACUGUAUUUCUUCCUUCAUGGUGGUCGGUCAAAGAUUUCUUAUUUUCAUAUAUUAUGGUAUUCUUGGAUAUUGCAUUUUAUUUUGGAUACAAAAUAAUUAAAAAAACAAAAAUAAAGAAACCAUUAGAAGUUGAUUUAAUAACAGGAUUAGCUGAAAUCGAGCAACACGAAAAGGAAUAUUAUGAAGAACUAGAAUUGAAUAAAGAUAAACUCAAGAAAUGGUAUAACCACUUAUCAAGAUUUUUGUUUGGUGGUUAAUUUUUUUGUUUACUCUAUCUUUUUGUAUUUUAUUAUUUUUUGUUUUAAUUUUUUG